Molecule: messenger RNA, 900 nt
Organism: Aaosphaeria arxii CBS 175.79
Lineage: Eukaryota; Fungi; Ascomycota; Dothideomycetes; Pleosporales
Product: NAD(P)-binding protein
Exons: 1
Coding region: 1-900 (299 amino acids)
Source: RefSeq, a predicted model, not a curated record
AUGUCUACGUCCGUUACAGUUCUGCCUGGUUCGGGAAAACAAGGUCAGGCCGCUAUCAGUGAACUCAUUGAACGCGGCUACACCGUGCAUACCUUGGUCAGAAAUGCAUCUUCAGACAUAUCAAAACAUUUGCAGUCCCUCGGUGCAACUUUACACACUGGAGACCUUGCGGACGUCAAAUCAAUAGAAGCAUCCCUUGAACACUCGGAAUCUCUCUUCUUUGCCAUCCCCGCCCACCCAGUCAACGAGAUCUCGUUCGCCGAGAACAUCCUCGCCGCUGCCCGCAACAAAAGUGUUAAAAAUAUCAUAUACUCGAGUGUCGCACGCACAGGCGAUCAUGAGAGCUUCCCUGGCUGGGACGCAGACAGCUAUCCUCUAGCAUGGUACUGGACGAACAAGCAGAAGAUCGAAGACUUGGUGCGGACAGCCGGAUUCCCGAAUUGGACCAUCCUGCGACCUGCGUUCUUUGUCCAGAAUUUCUGCUCCCCUGAGGUCAACUACAUGUUCCCUGGCCUCGCAGAUACGCAGCGUCUGAGCAUUGCAUACACGCCUUCUACUCGGCUCGAUCUCAUCGACACAAAAGACAUUGCGAAGUUCGCAGUCGCGGCCUUGGAUGCGCCCGAAAGAUUUUCUGGACAGGAGAUUCCGCUUGCGAUUGAAAAGCUGACGGCGGAUGAGCUUGCAGAGCUCCUCGGUGCGAUCAGUGGCAAGCAGAUCAGUGUGCAGUAUCUGAGCGAUGACGAGGCAGCUAAGCUUGUAGCGCAGGGUCAUUUAACAGUGACUGCACAGCAAUGGCAAAGAGAUGUGGGUUAUUGUGUAGAUCUAGAGAAGACUAGGCAAUACGGUAUAACACUCACGCCAGUACGAGAGGCAUUGGAGCGUGAUACACUGAAGUGGUAA